Pan troglodytes (chimpanzee) is the source of this 3308-nucleotide messenger RNA. It is a transcript of the gene ZNF33B, whose product is annotated as zinc finger protein 33B. The record is from RefSeq and is a predicted model, not a curated record. The coding region runs from base 925 to 2925 and encodes 666 amino acids. The transcript has 5 exons. Lineage: Eukaryota; Metazoa; Chordata; Mammalia; Primates; Hominidae. Gene Ontology annotation, molecular function: RNA polymerase II cis-regulatory region sequence-specific DNA binding; DNA-binding transcription activator activity, RNA polymerase II-specific. Gene Ontology annotation, biological process: regulation of transcription by RNA polymerase II. Gene Ontology annotation, cellular component: nucleus.
GAUUUUGAUGAAGUAGCUUUCCUGUGGCACCUCCCCCAUCCCCCCCAUCCCUGCUCUCAAAGAAUCGCUGAUAGUGUCAAAGUCUUUUAAACUGUAUCAAUGAGAUCUACUUCCUAACAUUUAAAGUGAAACUGACACGCAGCUGUCCUUUCCUUGAGGCGUCUGUGUCUAACCUGCACGCUUGCUGCACACAGACCUCCCCUGCAGUGCAUCCCUUUGGGUCGCCCCGGGAGAGCCAGGGCUGCAGGCAGUUCCCACACCAACUCAGACCGCAUCUGUCCACUGCCUAGCGGGGCACCUCUCUGCCAAUCCCGAAGGGCUGCUCUCGCGUCCUCACGGGAAAGGUAGUUUCCAGGUUGGGCGCCGACAGCGCCAGGCUUUGAGCGUGGGCUCUGCGCAUGCCUCAUCCACUGGCUACCUCUGCGUUUCUGCGUUUCCGCCUUUCCUUUUGUUUGUCUCACGUUUUGCGUGGGAGGCGGUCCCGGGAUUUCAGGGGUCUACGGGCUCUCAUGGCGAAUGCAACCCGAAGAGAGAGUGAGCUGUAUCUUCAGAGUUGUCUCCGUCUUUCCAAGAACAGAACAAAAUGAACAAGGUAGAUCAGAAGUUCCAGGGGUCAGUAUCAUUUAAAGAUGUGACUGUGGGCUUCACCCAGGAGGAGUGGCAGCACCUGGACCCUAGUCAGAGGGCUCUGUAUAGAGAUGUGAUGCUGGAGAACUACAGCAACCUUGUCUCAGUGGGUAAGGGUAUUGUGCUCACAAACCAGAGGUGAUCUUCAGGCUGGAACAAGGAGAAGAACCAUGGAGACUGGAGGAAGAAUUCCCAAGCCAGAGCUUUCCAGAAGUCUGGACAGCUGAUCACCUGAAAGAGAGGAGCCAAGAAAAUCAAUCUAAACAUUUGUGGGAAGUUGUAUUCAUCAAUAAUGAAAUGCUGACUAAGGAACAAGGUAAUGUAAUAGGAAUACCAUUUAACAUGGACAUAAGUUCUUUUCCUUCCAGAAAAAUGUUCUGUCAGUAUGACUCAUGUGGAAUGAGUUUCAACACUGUUUCAGAAUUGGUUAUCAGUAAGAUAAACUAUUUAGGAAAAAAGUCUGACGAAUUUAAUGCGUGUGGGAAAUUGUUACUCAAUAUUAAGCAUGAUGAAACUCAUACUCGAGAGAAAAAUGAAGUUUUGAAAAAUAGGAACACUCUGAGUCAUCGUGAGAACACUUUGCAGCAUGAGAAGAUUCAAACUUUAGAGCACAAUUUUGAAUACAGUAUAUGUCAGGAAACCCUCCUUGAAAAGGCAGUAUUCAAUACACGGAAGAGAGAGAAUGCAGAAGAGAAUAACUGUGACUAUAAUGAAUUUGGGAGAACUUUCUGUGAUAGUUCAUCCCUCUUGUUCCAUCAGAUACCUCCAUCAAAGGACAGUCACUGUGAAUUUAGUGAUUGUGAGAAGUUCUUAUGUGUGAAGUCCACCCUUUCUAAACAUGAUGGGGUACCUGUGAAACACUAUGAUUGUGGUGAAAGUGGGAAUAAUUUCAGGAGGAAAUUGUGUCUGUCACAGCUUCAGAGAGAUGAUAAAGGAGAGAAACACUUUGAAUGUAAUGAAUGUGGGAAAGCUUUCUGGGAGAAGUCACAUCUCACUCGACAUCAGAGGGUGCACACAGGAGAGAAACGCUUUCAAUGUAAUCAAUGUGGAAAAACUUUCUGGGAGAAGUCAAACCUCACUAAACAUCAGAGAUCACACACAGGGGAGAAACCUUUUGAAUGCAAUGAAUGUGGGAAAGCCUUUAGCCAUAAGUCAGCCCUCACAUUACACCAGAGAACACAUACAGGGGAGAAACCCUAUCAAUGUAAUGCAUGUGGGAAAACUUUUUACCAGAAAUCUGACCUCACUAAACAUCAGAGAACACACACAGGGCAGAAACCCUAUGAGUGUUAUGAAUGUGGAAAAUCCUUCUGUAUGAAUUCACACCUUACAGUACACCAGAGAACUCACACAGGUGAGAAACCUUUUGAAUGUCUUGAGUGUGGGAAAUCCUUUUGUCAAAAGUCACAUCUUACACAGCAUCAGAGAACUCACAUAGGAGAUAAACCUUAUGAAUGUAAUGCAUGUGGGAAAACUUUCUACCACAAGUCAGUACUCACCAGGCAUCAGAUAAUUCAUACAGGGUUGAAACCUUAUGAAUGUUAUGAAUGUGGGAAAACCUUCUGCUUGAAGUCAGACCUCACAGUACAUCAGAGAACGCACACAGGGGAGAAACCCUUUGCAUGUCCUGAAUGUGGGAAAUUCUUUAGCCAUAAGUCAACCCUCUCUCAACAUUAUAGAACACACACAGGGGAGAAACCCUAUGAAUGUCAUGAAUGUGGAAAAAUCUUUUACAAUAAAUCAUACCUAACGAAACAUAAUAGAACACAUACAGGGGAGAAACCCUAUGAAUGUAAUGAAUGUGGAAAAACCUUCUGCCAGAAGUCACAACUCACUCAGCAUCAGAGAAUUCACAUAGGGGAGAAACCCUAUGAAUGUAAUGAGUGUGGAAAAGCUUUCUGCCAUAAGUCAGCUCUAAUUGUACAUCAGAGAACCCAUACACAAGAAAAGCCUUAUAAAUGUAACGAAUGUGGAAAAUCUUUCUGUGUGAAGUCAGGACUUAUUUUACAUGAGAGAAAGCACACGGGGGAGAAACCCUAUGAAUGCAAUGAAUGUGGGAAAUCCUUUAGUCACAAAUCAUCACUCACAGUACAUCACAGGGCUCACACAGGAGAGAAAUCUUGUCAGUGUAAUGAAUGUGGAAAAAUCUUUUACCGUAAAUCAGACCUUGCUAAACAUCAGAGAUCACAUACAGGGGAAAAGCCCUAUGAAUGUAACACAUGCAGGAAAACUUUCUCUCAAAAGUCAAAUCUCAUUGUACAUCAGAGAACACACAUAGGAGAAAAACCUUAUGAAUGAAUUGGAUAUUAGAAAUUUCCAGCCACAAGUCAGCCUCCAUAAUGCCUCAGAGUCUUCACACUGUGGAGAAAGGCCUGUUGACAUCCUGAAUGUUCAAUAACUAUCCACAAACUCGCCUUAUGUUACCCCAAAGUAACAGUAGGGGAUAAACCCAUAGACUACAACAACUAUAGGAUGGCUUUUGUUAGGAAGUGAUAUUCUGUUGAAUAUCAGAUGGUUAAUACUGGCAUAGAACCUCACAGAUUUUUUUGAAUUUGUGAAAGUUUUUGGCAAAACUACAAAUAGGAUUAUGUUGGCGUUUACACUGAGGAGAAAAUUGUCAAUUUAAGAAAUCUAAAGUGAAAAUUUUGCUUAGAAAUAAAAUAUGACAAGUUCUGUUUUGA